Molecule: messenger RNA, 1413 nt
Organism: Electrophorus electricus (electric eel)
Lineage: Eukaryota; Metazoa; Chordata; Actinopteri; Gymnotiformes; Gymnotidae
Gene: wdr45b
Product: WD repeat domain 45B
Molecular function (GO): protein binding
Source: RefSeq, a predicted model, not a curated record
CCGUCGGCUCUUUGCCAGGGCUCUGGGGAUAUAGCGCUAGCUGGCUAACUCUUAGCAAGUCAAACGCCAUCCUCGAAAGGUAGCCAAAGGAAUGGUGUCUUUUGGCUAAACGCAAGUGGGUAGUUCCAGCCAUUUAGCUAGAAAGAUAAACACUUUACGCGCACCAUGAAUUUACUGCCAUCCAAUCCCCACGGAAACGGACUUCUCUACGCUGGGUUCAACCAAGACCAUGGGUGCUUUGCAUGUGGAAUGGAAAAUGGAUUCAGAGUGUACAACACAGAUCCACUUAAAGAGAAAGAAAAGCAAGAGUUUCUUGAGGGAGGGGUCGGCCAUGUGGAGAUGCUUUUUCGAUGCAACUACCUUGCACUUGUUGGUGGAGGCAAGAAACCCAAGUAUCCCCCUAAUAAAGUGAUGAUCUGGGAUGAUCUCAAGAAAAAAACAGUGAUUGAGAUUGAGUUUUCCACAGAAGUCAAAGCAGUUAAACUACGACGAGACAGAAUUGUGGUGGUGUUGGAUUCAAUGAUCAAAGUCUUUACUUUUACACAUAACCCUCACCAGCUGCAUGUCUUUGAAACAUGCUACAAUCCCAAAGGUCUGUGCGUCUUGUGUCCAAACAGCAACAACUCAUUGCUAGCGUUUCCUGGCACUCAUUCUGGGCAUGUGCAGAUAGUAGACCUGGCCAACACGGAGAGGCCCCCGGUCGACAUUCCAGCCCAUGAGGGAGCUUUGUGCUGCAUUGCCCUUAACCUCCAGGGAACGCGGAUAGCCACGGCUUCUGAAAAAGGGACUCUGAUCAGAAUAUUUGACACAUCAGCGGGUCAUCUGAUUCAAGAGUUAAGACGGGGAUCACAAACAGCAAACAUAUACUGCAUUAAUUUCAACCAGGAUGCAUCUCUCAUCUGUGUGUCAAGUGACCAUGGUACUGUCCACAUAUUUGCUGCAGAAGACCCCAAAAGGAACAAGCAGUCAAGUUUGGCCUCAGCCAGUUUCCUUCCCAAGUAUUUCAGCUCCAAGUGGAGUUUCUCCAAGUUCCAAGUACCGUCUGGCUCUCCCUGUGUCUGUGCCUUUGGAACUGAGCCCAACGCAGUCAUAGCCAUUUGUGCUGAUGGCAGCUACUACAAGUUCCUGUUCAACCAAAAAGGGGAGUGUUCGAGGGACGUAUAUGCCCAGUUCUUGGAAAUGACUGACGAGAAGAUCUGAGCACGGAUACCCCCCUAAAGCCCCCCAUCCCCCGGAUUUGCGAUAAUUUUCUUUCUGACAUCUACAUAUUUGCAGAAUGUCAGUGGACCUACUGUACUCUGCAUUUAUGACCCUGUGCCAUGGCUGAGAGGCGAACCAUAUCAGGGACCUCCUGGUCAAAAGGAGAGACAGAUCUGUAUGCUCACUUUGUGUGUGUGUCUGUGUGUCUGUAUG